CGGGCCGCCGCUCGCCCCUGUGCUGCGCUCGCGUCCCCGCUGCCGAGCGAGGCCCCGCGCGGAACUCGAGCCGCCGCUCCGCCCGCUUGCUCGCGCGACGCGCGCUGCAGCCCUCCCCUGUACGGAGUUCGCGCCGCCGCCCCAAGCCUCGCCGACUUGUGCCGCUGCACCCCGUCCACCGCGCGCUAUCGUCGAUGCCCCCACCGGAGCUCGUGCCGGAGCCGAGCGCGCGCUAUCCAUUGACUGCAAAAACCCUAAAAAAGAGAGGGUGAUCGAUUGCACUAGAGGCUUGAGUAGGGAGCAGAGAGCUAUUAACAGAAGGAUCAAAAAGCUUGAUUCGCCGCCGACUUCAAGUUGUAGAGGUGGCCCAAAAAGCUCGAGCCAUGACCCGAAAGGCUCUGGGAGAUCGAUAAAACCAAAACCCUUGAGUCGGCAUGAUAAAUGCACUAUUAGACUGGCAAAAAAAAUGCUAAAACGAGAUGAGAUGUUAUUUGCAUGCUCAGGCAUACCUCUACCAUAUGAUGGAGCUAGCAAACUCAAUUUAACAAGAAUUGUGACUUCAGCAUGUUUGGUUAGAGAAUUUAAUCUCAAGAGAAAUAGAGAUGAUAACUUGAGGGUUGAAGUGUGCCUUCCUAAUGGUAAUAGCACCCUUGGGUUCUUGGGACUAUAUGAUGAUGAUAUUGCUAUAGUCACAUCAUUGGGCUUCCUAAGAGUGGAUCCUCUAGAUCUGGAUUAUGAAUCAGCACCUGUCUCUUCUGAUGAUCAUGUAAUAGCUGCUGGACGUGCAUUCAGUUCGUACGGAUUGAGGGCCUUGGAUGGGUUUCCAUGUACAGAAUGCAGGAACACGUGGGUUUCUACUUCAGACACAACAAAGGCUGUACUUGGAGGGCCACUUAUAGAAAAUAGAGUAGAUAGUAAGGGAAGACUUCUUGGGAUAAACCUUGAUCUUAAUCAUGAUGACAAGAGAUACACCUUCCUACCACUGGGAUCACUUAAAGAACGCUUGGAGCAUUUUCAGAUAUUCAAUCCUGAAGUAAUCAGCUUCCAAAAUUAUUCCUUGCCUAAAGGUGUAUCAAGAAUAAUGCCUUCAGGAUUUAUGAGAGUGAUUAACCAGCUAAAAGCCCUUGGCUAUCCCUUGCCACCUCCACUUGUGCUCGAAUUGAAUGGAAAGUUGCUUAAUGAGUUUGAAGAUUCUUUUGGUGAAUUAUGUGCUUGGAAAGGGUAUAUUGGUCGUAUACGCAGCGUCUCUACUGGGGUUGUCUGGUCGCGACUUAGUAGAAAUGUUUUGCACAAAAUAUCCCGUCGUGUUGUCUCGCUUGCUUCAUUCAAUGAAGGUAUUAGGUUUUUUGCAUGCACAGGCUUUCUUAUAAAGUUGUUGCGUGGCACUGUCAUCCUGACUUCCGCUAGCUUGGUUAGAAAUGAUGAUGAAGGUGACAUUGAUAAAAACUUGAAGAUUGAGGUGUUUCUGCCACCAAAUCAGCGUCGUAGUGGGACAGUGGAAAUGUAUAAUUUAAACUAUAAUAUUGCUAUUAUCAGUGUGGAGAAGAGAUUCUCUCGCACAUUUCCAGAAGACAUUUUCGAAACAAAUCAGUCAUCUGAGAAGGCUUAUCAAGGACAAUUAAUUUCCAAUGAAAAUCUGAAAUCAUCUCAAAAAGUAAUAGCUGUAGGACGUGAUGCUUGUCAAGGACUAUUAAUGGGCACAAUUGGUGAAGUGCAGCCUGUAAACAAGGACAUCAAACUUAAUUGUGAAGAACUUAGGUUGUCCACUUGUGAAAUCAGAAAGGCUGGGGUUGGAGGCCCUCUUAUUGAUCUUGGUGGGAGGUUUAUUGGCAUGAACUUCUAUGAUGGAAGAAGGGUAACUCCUUUCCUGCCAAAGAGCAAGAUUGUUGAAUUUCUUAAUUGAGCUUACCUUCCUCAACCAGGAGACAGUAAAUAUAACUGGCCUCUCCACAUUAUUCUUGAUGAUGGUUGGCCGACAAAGAAAAACAGGUGGUCCGUGCCCCAGCCAUAUUGGUAUCAUGGUGAACUUGAUGUGGAUGCGUAUGAUAUACCGGCGCAUGUGGGAAGACAGCUGCAGGUUGGGACUAGGAUGUAUUAACAAAACCUUCUGCCCGUUUAUCUAGUAGUAUCUACUGAAGUUCUAUUGUUGACCAUAUAAAUAAUGUAAGUUUGACUGUUGAGUUAGGGAUUGUUUAUGUGACUAUUGCUCAAAUGCUUGACUAAAUACGCUCUGCUCUGUCCACGUUGCAUCACAAUGUGAGGGGUUCAUUGUAUUCGACAUGGAUGAUUUGUUUA
Messenger RNA from Panicum virgatum (switchgrass), 2295 nucleotides. RefSeq lists its product as uncharacterized. Bases 467 to 1903 code for a protein of 478 amino acids. NCBI's taxonomy places the organism in Eukaryota, Viridiplantae, Streptophyta, Magnoliopsida, Poales, Poaceae. The record is from RefSeq and is a predicted model, not a curated record. The transcript has 13 exons.